Molecule: messenger RNA, 1509 nt
Organism: Plectropomus leopardus (leopard coralgrouper)
Lineage: Eukaryota; Metazoa; Chordata; Actinopteri; Perciformes; Serranidae
Gene: hsd17b1
Product: hydroxysteroid (17-beta) dehydrogenase 1
Biological process (GO): estrogen biosynthetic process
Cellular component (GO): cytoplasm; cytosol
Molecular function (GO): estradiol 17-beta-dehydrogenase [NAD(P)+] activity
Source: RefSeq, a predicted model, not a curated record
UGAAGCAGACAGUUGGCUCCAUGGACAAGAAGGUGGUGCUGAUCACAGGCUGUUCCUCGGGAAUCGGUCUCAGCCUGGCUGUCCAGCUGGCCUCUGACCCCGACAAAACAUUCAAAGUGUAUGCCACAAUGAGAAACCUGGCCAAGAAAGAACGGCUUUUAGAGUGUGUGAAAAGCCUGCACAAGGACACCUUAGACAUACUUCAAAUGGACGUGACCUGCCGGCAGUCCAUCCUGGAUGCGAGGGACAGAGUUGUGGAGAAACGAGUGGACAUUCUGGUGUGCAACGCUGGUGUGGGUUUGAUGGGGCCACUGGAGGUGCUGUCUUUGGACUCAAUGAGGCAGAUUCUGGAGGUGAACCUCCUCGGUACCAUCCAGACCAUCCAGGCUUUUCUGCCAGAUAUGAAGACUCAGGGCCAGGGGCGCAUUCUGGUCACCGGGAGCACUGGAGGUCUUCACGGUCUCCCCUUUAAUGAGGUGUACUGUGCCAGUAAGUUUGCUAUAGAGGGAGCAUGUGAGAGUUUGGCUGUCCUCCUGCAACACUUUAAUAUCCACAUGAGUCUCAUUGAGUGUGGUCCAGUUAACACCAACUUCUUGGUCAACCUGCAUAAGACGGAGCUCGGGGAUUCGUCUCUGCAGCAGGUUGAUGCCCUUACACACAGCCUCUAUGAAAAAUACCUGCAGCACUGUGGCUCUGUUUUCCAAAAUGCAGCGCAGGACACGGAUGACAUUGUGAAGGUAUUUCUGGAUGCCAUCCAGUCACCUUGCCCUGCGUUUAGAUACUUUACCAGCGGUGCCGCGCCACCUCUCACCAAACUGAAGAUCACAGAGCCAGAUGGCUCACAGUACAUCAGUGCUUUGAGCAAAAUCAUGUUCUCAGCUGAGGGACAAUAAUUUUGCCUUGUUUUCAACUCAGCCACGACUUGCUCUUCUUUUUUAUGUGCAGAGGUUUAUAUUUUGGCUCUGUCAGUGUUCAUUUCGGGAAUAAAGUUGACGUACUGUGACUCACUGGGGUUACUCAACUAGAGAGGGCAGUAAGUUCAAAGUUUUGUGAGUUCACAGAAAGGAUUGACUCCAUGCUUCUAUUUUAGUGUGUUACUUAUCUAAAGUUGUAUUGUCACAAUAUAAAUAUAUAAAUAUAAGAUUUUAACGAUUUUCUGGUUGGUUGAGAAAUAUUAUAUAAGGAUAAUGUUUUGAGUGAUACAGCAGCUUUUGCAUUCCUGUGGUUGACAGUGUCCUUGCCACACUGGUUGGAAUAUUUUCACAGGGAUCGGCGUGAAUGAACUCCAAGAAUGUUCUUAUGUAAUUUCUGAUUGGCCGAUUUACACAAGCAGGAACGACUUCUUUACUCCAAAGCAUUAAAUUACAAAUUAAAAAGACGGUUCCCACGAUUCUCUAUACUGGCACUGAAAGAAAAAUAUGCAGGAUUGUGUACAUGAAUUGAUGAUAUUAUAUCUAGUAUUUCUUUUUUAAUGCUUGUGUUAGGGGUGCCCCUUUAGGGAUAAAUGAA